AUUCCAGUCGUCUUCCUCCCUUUCUCUCGUCUCUGCAACUCUCUCUCUCUCUCAUAUGUCGACUCCUUCAGAAACCAUAAACUUCUGCGGACUCCUCUCCGAAACAAAUCGCAUACGCCGUACCAAUUCUCUCCUCUUCUUUGCCCUCUCUGGCCUUUUCCUCUUCCCCCUCUCUUUAUCUACCCUCAUCUACCCCACUCUUCAAUCCAGCCUCUCCCAAUACGAUGCCGUCAAUACCCAAAUCCUCCAUCACAACCCCACUGAAACUCUGAUUCUCUAUCUGCUCUACACCCUCUUCGUCACCCUCCUCUCUCUCUGUGCCACAUCCACAAUUACCUACACCGCCUUCCAUGGAUUCUACGGUACACCCGUCAAAUUCAAAUCCGCCAUUAAAUCACUCGUCUACUCAGUCCCACCUCUUGUGAUCACGAUGGUAGUUUCACAGAUAAUUGUAGCUCUGAUAGGUAUGAUUUUCGGCAUUCUUGUCGCUUUGUUGUACACAGGGUCGCAGUUUUUUGGGUUCGAAAUCGAUUAUAAUUCGAAUUAUUUCAUUGGGCUUUGCAUAUUUCUCGCGAUCUUACUUGGGUUGAUCGUGAUUUGGUUACAAGUGAAUUGGGCCUUGGCUAGUGUAAUUGUGGUGGUGGAAUCAAAAUGGGGGAUCGAGCCGUUGCGUCGAAGUACCCAUUUGAUGAAGGGAAUGAAAGGACUUUGGUUGUCGAUACUGUUAUUGUACGGGUUCCCUAUUGGGUUCUUCAGCUGGGCAAAUUCGACGCCGGUGGUAAUUUCCAAUGGGUUUUGUGAUUGGGGACUUUGGUUGUUCAUUUUGAAGAUUCUGUCUACCUCUUUUUUGGUGAAUUUGUUCAUGCUUCAGAUUUUGGUAGCAAAUACAGUGUUGUACAUGUAUUGCAAGGCUUUUCAUGGUGAAUUGGCGUUGCAGAGUGGUGAUGAGUUUGCACCAGAGUAUACUAGCGUGCCCAUUGAUGAUGACAAAGUAGCUCACGGUGUUUAAGAAUUUCGAAGGUUGAUGAAUUUGAGGUUAUUCGAUGUCACUCCAGUUCCUUUGCAGUUGAAUUUCUAUAUGUAAUUGUAUUUUUUUUUUUUUUUUUCUGGUUCACCUUUCAGCGUGUCCGGGUUACCUGUCCAAUCAAAAAUAAAUUAUCUAUGUUAGAAUUAUGAUAUUGCCGAAGACAAAUCUCGGUCAAUGUGUAUACAUACAUACACUCUUUUAAGUUUUUGGAGUGAAGGUUUACCAUGUCAAAAUACUAUUUUUCAGUGUUUUUUUUUUCUUUCUAAUUUAAUAAAAAUGUAUCUUGUGUGUAAAAUUUU
This is a messenger RNA of Ilex paraguariensis (yerba mate), 1326 nucleotides long. The record is from the annotation of a GenBank genome assembly. NCBI's taxonomy places the organism in Eukaryota, Viridiplantae, Streptophyta, Magnoliopsida, Aquifoliales, Aquifoliaceae.